UACAUACAUACCCACAUACGCGAAGGCGCAAGUGCGAAAUCUAACAACAACAAUGUUGCCUGCUCGGUAGCAAAAUGACAAUAAGAGAUGCUAAGAGAAUGUUUGCUUUGGCAUGUGCAGUGCGUAGUUGUAUGAAUUGUACAUACAUAUGGGACAUACAUACAUAUGCAUGCGCUAAGGCGCUAUCUACGAUUUGACAUGCGCUCUCUUCUAUGUUGUAUAUUCGUACGUAUAUGUAUGUACGAACUAAGGAACACUGCGCUUUGACAUGUGCACUCUACUUUGUUUUAUACAUACUCUACAUAAAUACUUAUAAAUAUAUAUGGGCGAAGACGCAAGUGAAAAAUAUAACAGAAAUAUUGUUGUCGGCGUUAUUUUGAUUAGAAGUGUUAUUGCGUUAGGUAAGCUUUGAGUCAGUUCAGUUUUCUUCCAAAAGUCAAGGCGGCUAUUACCAGCGAAUACAUACAUACUACAUCGAAUUUCAGUGCAGAUUCAGAUUAAUUAUUAAAAAUAAAAUGCCAAACCAAAGGCGAAUUAGACGAAAAAUGAGUUUAACAGGUCGAAGAGAAGAGAGCCGUAGUCAUACAGGAUCUAUGGCAAGUUAUUUCAAAGCUGCCCUAAACUCCGUAGUUCUUCCGGAGUAUAGUUCGCUUGGGGGUUUGACUAACAUAUGUGUACACUGUAAAGCAAAACAUUUCAGAAGUGAAAAGGUAAGAAAUGGCUUUACGACAUGUUGUCAUGGCGGAAAAGUUAAACUUCAAGAAUUACGUAUACCUGAGUUUUUGAAAGCUGUGUUAGAAAAUGAUUUGAGCUCUUGGCGGGGACACUAUUUGGAGAAUAUUCGGCAGCUAAAUAGUUCGUUUGCUUUUGCAUCAUUCGAAGUGAAAAUUGCGGAGCCUACAGGGCGCGGACCAUAUUGCUUCCGAAUACAUGGAUCAAUAUAUCAUAGGGUAGGUCCAUUGCAUGCAGAUCAUCCUUCAGAAUCCUCCUACGCCCAGCUGUUUAUUCUUGACACGGAUCAAGCAACUGAUAUAAGGGCACAACAUAAUUCAAACUGCGAUAGAUAUUUGCUGAGAGAAAUCCACGAAAUGCUUUCAAAUAUUAACCCCUUGGCAAAUGAGUAUAAGCAUAUGGCGCAGGUUGAACGCGAAGAGGAACAGAGGGCCAGAGAAGAAAAUCGCAAUGCUCGCCGAAUUAGCAUGCUACUUUUUAACAGCGCUGAUCGACGUUAUAAUUUGCCAAACUGCUCAGAAAUUGCGGCCGUUUUCACAACAGAGGAUGGUGAACCACCUGGAAAUCGAAAUUUGCGAAUAUUUUCACGGAAAUCUGAUAUGCAGAAUUUAUUAUUUGUCUCAACACUACAUAGGUUGUGUGAUCCAUUAGUAUAUCCGCUUUUGUUUCCAUAUGGCGAGUCAGGAUAUGAUGAAACUCUUCUGCAUGAACAGGGUCAUCGAACGGAAUGUAGAUUUAAAUUAACCCAACUGCAGUUUGUUGCUUACCGUAUGGCGAUAAGAGAAGGUUUCAGCUUGCUUCAUGUGUCAGGUAAACUUUGGCAACAGUAUUUAGUUGACCAAUAUGUCAGAAUUGAAGGAGCACGUCUGGCAUUUCUGCGAACUCAUCAGAAAGAGCUACGUGUUGAAACAUAUGCUGGUUUGCAUGACUACUUAAUGCGUGGUGCAAAAAUGGAAAGUGUUCGUCCUGGUCGUAUAGUUGUACUUCCUUCAAAAGUUUUGUUGGCUCCCCUCGAAAUAUGAACAUGCAUUACCAAGAUGCUAUGGCUAUGGUCAAGGGAAACAAAUUUUAUUGCCCCGUAUAAAUUUACAGCCCAGCGAAUCAACACUUCCUUUUAUUUUAAAGCGUCGCCAAUUUCCAAUAAUUGUAGCAUUCGCAAUAACAAUAAACAAAUCUCAAGGGCAGACUCUAGCAAGAGUUGGUGUUUUCCUCAAGGAGGAUUGUUUUACGCAUGGCCAGCUGUAUGUCGCAUUGAGUCGAGUACGAUCUUCUCAAGAUAUCAAAGUUAAGACUUACGACCAAAAUAAAACCACUACGAAUGUAGUUUUCCAUGAAGUACUUGAAUAAAUUGAGUUUUUAUAAAAAAAAAAAUUGUUUACUUUUUUCAUUUUAAAUAACGGAGUCCCCCGAUUAUCGGGGGUUAUUACUAGUUAUACUUU
Zeugodacus cucurbitae (melon fly) is the source of this 2171-nucleotide messenger RNA. RefSeq lists its product as uncharacterized. The coding region runs from base 516 to 1754 and encodes 412 amino acids. Lineage: Eukaryota; Metazoa; Arthropoda; Insecta; Diptera; Tephritidae. The transcript is spliced from 3 exons. The record is from RefSeq and is a predicted model, not a curated record.